Messenger RNA from Tetrapisispora phaffii CBS 4417, 531 nucleotides. RefSeq names its product Arc18p (gene ARC18). The transcript has a single exon. Bases 1 to 531 code for a protein of 176 amino acids. The record is from RefSeq and is a predicted model, not a curated record. Gene Ontology annotation, biological process: regulation of actin filament polymerization; Arp2/3 complex-mediated actin nucleation. NCBI's taxonomy places the organism in Eukaryota, Fungi, Ascomycota, Saccharomycetes, Saccharomycetales, Saccharomycetaceae. Gene Ontology annotation, molecular function: actin filament binding. Gene Ontology annotation, cellular component: Arp2/3 protein complex; cytoskeleton.
AUGCCUGCUUAUCAUUCUACUUUUGCAGUUGAUCAAACUAAUGAUCGUUUGGUUGGUAAUUUUGUUUUACUGCCAUUAAAUUCCAAAUACAGAGGUCCAGCUUAUCCAGCUAAUUCUGAUUACGAUAUAAUUGAUGAGUGUAUAGAUUUGUUUAGAGCAAAUUCUUUCUUUAAAAAUUUUGAAAUUAAAUCUCCUGCCGAUAGAGUAUUGAUUUAUGGUAUUCUAUUUAUUAAUGACUGUUUAUCGAAUUUAAAAUCCAACACAUCACAGAGUGAGGCAAUUAAGAUUUUAACGAAUAUAGCUUUAGACAAUAUUAAAGUUCCUGGAUCUCCUGGUUUCCAAUUAAACUCCGUUUAUAAUAUUCCUACUAAUGACCAUAACCAAGUCGAAUUAUUAACAAGUUAUAUUCAACAAUUCCGUCAAGAAUUGGCUAUGAGAUUAUUAGAAAGAAUCUACACGGAUUCUAAAGACCAUCCAUCUAAAUUUUGGUUAGCAUUCACGAGAAGAAGAUUUAUGAAUAAAUCUUUAUGA